UAAAGCUCAGCCACGUUAUAACAGCUUUAUCAAAUCUCAACUGUAAAAGCGUCAAAUUUUAAUUAGGAUCUCAAUUUUUUUUCAAACACUCUCUUCUUUCAAAAAAAUAAAUAAAUUAAACAGUCCUACUUAUUUUCAAACCCAAUAUUCGGUGCUAUUCACCAAAAAAAACCCAGUAUUCGGUGCUUCUUCUUCUCUGUGAUCACUCUCUACAUCUCUGCUUCUGUCCGUGUGAGAAAUCAGAGAUGGCUUCCACCUUUGUCUAUGGUUUUCUUACAGCUGUUCUUCUUCUUCAAUCUGUGACUGCUAAUCCUAUUGGUGGAAUAUUAUCCCCUCUAAUCGAUGUUGUUUGCAAAGAUGUGGAUUGUGGGAAAGGAGAUUGCAAGGCUUCUGCUAAUAACACUAUCCUCUUUGAAUGUGUUUGUCAUCCUGGUUGGAAGCAGACUUUUUCUAGCCAUGAAGAUAACCUCAAGUUUCUCCCUUGUGUUAUUCCCAAUUGUACACUUAAUCGAUCCUGCGCUGCAUCGCCUUCUUCGGUUCAAGAGAAAGCAAGCAAAUCCAAUGAUUCAAUUUUUGAUCCCUGCUAUUGGAGUCAUUGUGGAGGAGGCUCUUGCAACAAAACUUCUAAAUUCACAUACAAUUGUGAAUGUUCAGAGGGUUAUUAUAACCUUCUCAAUACCUCUUAUUUCCCUUGCUUCAAAGAAUGUGAAAUUGGAAUGGAUUGUGCAAACCUUGGAAUUAAUAUGACAAACAAAACUUCUACGUCGUCACCGGCUGUGGCCGACAAUCAAGCUACAGGUAGCUCGACUGUAAGGCUUUCUUUUUGGCCGGUAAUCAUGAUCGUGUUCAUGGCGAUGAUUCCAUGGGAAUAUGUAUAGCAAAUCCAUGUGGUUUCUUGCUCCCUUUCCACUUAGAUUCUGUAUAUGUCAUUUUGAGUGAUUGUUUCACUUCCCAUUUGAGGUCUUUUUUCAUAGUUUCGUAGCUUGUUCCACUAGUAUUAAAAUUUUCAAACUUUUAUUUCUAAGUUAUCAGCUGUAAUCUGUAAGGAUUUCAAUAGUUUGGUACAAGUUUAGUACUUAUAAUAUUUAUUUUCUUGUACCCUUGUUACUUAUUUAUAUAUGGGGGAGAAGAGGAUUCAUCUUGAUUA
Ziziphus jujuba (common jujube) is the source of this 1147-nucleotide messenger RNA. RefSeq lists its product as uncharacterized. The transcript is spliced from 6 exons. The record is from RefSeq and is a predicted model, not a curated record. The coding region runs from base 246 to 878 and encodes 210 amino acids. Lineage: Eukaryota; Viridiplantae; Streptophyta; Magnoliopsida; Rosales; Rhamnaceae.